Leptonychotes weddellii (Weddell seal) is the source of this 2574-nucleotide messenger RNA. Lineage: Eukaryota; Metazoa; Chordata; Mammalia; Carnivora; Phocidae. The record is from RefSeq and is a predicted model, not a curated record.
CCCCGCCCCGCCAUGGCGCCAGAGGAGAGCGCGGAAGCUGAGAGCCUGCUGCCGAGUUUCGAGCGCCGCUUCCUGGCGGCGCGCACACUGCGUUCUUUCCCCUGGCAGAGCCUAGAAGAGAAAUUAAGGGUCUCAUCAGGUCCUGAGCUGCUGCUGAAUAUUUUGCAGAAGACUGUGAAACAUCCUCUGUGUGUGAAGCAUCCGCCAUCAGUGAAGUAUGCCCGGUGCUUUCUCUCGGAGCUCAUCAGAAAGCAUGAGGCUGUCCACACGGAGCCUUUGGACGAGCUGUACGAGGCGUUGGCAGAGGUCCUGAUGGCUGAGGAGCCCACCCAGUGCCACCGGAGCUAUCUGCUGCCUUCUGGAGACUCAGUCACGCUCUCUGAGAGCACAGCCAUCAUUUCCCAUGGCACCACCGGCCUGGUCACGUGGGACGCUGCACUCUACCUCGCUGAAUGGGCCAUAGAGAACCCGGCUGCCUUUGCUCACAGGACUGUCUUAGAGCUCGGCAGUGGAGCUGGCCUCACAGGCCUGGCCAUUUGCAAGACAUGCUGUCCCAGCACGUACGUCUUCAGCGACUGUCACAGCUGUGUUCUUGAGCAGCUCCGAGGAAACAUCCUUCUCAAUGGCCUCUCAUUGGAACCAGACACCACUGCCCCUGAAAGGCACCCAGGACAUAAUGCCCACGACGCAGAGAGCCCCAGGGUGACAGUGGCCCAGCUGGACUGGGAUGUUGUGACGGCCCCUGAGCUGGCUGCCUUCCGGCCGGACGUAAUCAUAGCAGCAGAUGUGCUGUAUUGCCCAGAAACUGUCAUCUCCCUGGUCAGAGUCCUGCAGAGGCUCUCUGCUUGCCUGAAGGACCAGCAGGCUCCUGACACCUACAUUGCCUUCACCGUCCGCAGCCCGGAGACCUGCUGGCUGUUCACCAGCGAGCUAGAAAGUUUGCUGUCCCUGGUCUCAACUGCCAAGAAUGAUGAUGAACACAAUCUUUUGUAAUAAGUACCCAGCACAGGCCCACCCGGCCACAGGAGCAAAGCAUCAGGGGGCGGAACUCAGCACCCCGGCGUGGGGGCAGACGUGGCUACCUGCAGCUGAGCUGCCAGCUCCUCGGAGUCCUCGAAGACCAGGCCGUUUUCCUCAUGUUUCACGAGCUCGUGUAAGCUGCAGAGAGAACCACAGACCUGAGAGCUGCCUGGAGAAACCCCCCAGUGCCCGCCCGGACUCCCACUCCACCCCUCCCACAGUCAGUCUGCUUGCAGUAAGUCUGUUCUUAGAUUUGGCAUCUGAAAAGAAAAGAAAGGCCUGGAGGGAUGGAUACACAUUAAAAAUCCAAACUGAUUCUGAAAAGGAGGUGCAAUGAGCACACACUUUGACCUUUUCUGCUACAUGUUCUUUUCCGUGAGAACGUGCUCAAUGGGCUCUCCAUUUUUUUCUUAAUUGCACAGCAGAAAAACAAGGUAAAAGGCAACCACACUGGAUGGAGACUUGGCACAUUAAGGGUGACUUUUCUGGGUCACCAGGUAGUUAAUCCCAAUGUGCCCAGAGCUCAGGGUCGAACAUCCUGUAUUUCCCAUUCAGAGGCUGGCUCCUGAGCCAGUGGUGGGGCUACUAUUUCUAGAACCUCUCCAAACACCCAUCUUUGCCAAGAACAGUGGAGAGAGAAUUACACUCAUUUAACUGAUUCCAAUCCAACUAUAUGAGCCCAGACAAAAGGGACAGAGAAAUAAAACCAGGUCAGCUGUGCAGGCAAUUCCAGCCACCACUCUAUCCAUGAGUAUGGGUAAGUGGCUGCCUAAGUGGAGUAUUUAAGACUCGUAUUUUUUAUUCAACAUCAGCUCUAAGUGGAAGCCCACCCUCAGAAACCCCAUGGGCCCUACUCUGGAGGACCACCUGGCAAUGCUGCACGAUUUUCCGGGGGAAUUCCUUGAGCAAUUCUGACCUCGCUGGCAACCCCCCACCACCCCCACAGCUGAUUUGAGAACCUAACUCAGGGAAGAUUCGGAUUCUGCUCCUACCACCGGAAGUUCACGGCACACACGGGCAGACAGCACCCGAACAUGUCCACCACCUUCAUGGGCAGGUCCAGGCCGCUGGAGGACUUGUGCAGGCACACACCCAGGUCUGCCGACCCUGCAGGGUCAGGGCGAGGGGGGCAGUCAGAGCGCUAGCCCAUGCCCCUUGAACACAAAUCCUGAAAGGACUGUGGAUCGGGAAGGGAAAGCCCCCAGCCCCACAUACAACUGGCUGAGUUGGCCACGCAGCCUGGAGAAGGGCAGACACACAGAAGAGCUCCCCAACCACCACUCCUGGCCACUCAUCCCUGUUUGAAAACGACCUGCCCGUCACGGAUAGUUUUAUUCAAACAGACUCCCUUUGUCUAUUUAACCACAUUAUAUUUUAAAAGAACCUGUAGCGGCUAUUGCUUCAGGGGUUCAGAGUUUCUGCAUUUUAGAAAUAGACAGUGGUUACGAUUGUACAACACUGUGCGUGUAAUUAAUGCUACUGAGUUGUAUGUAUACUUAAAAUUGGAAAAAUAGGGGCGCCUGGGUGGCUCAGUCGUUAAGCAUCUGCCUUCGG